CUAGCGAAACAUGUUGAAGUAAGUAUGGACAGAGGAAGCUUCAUUUUCAGUAAAUUAUGAGUUUCUGUGACUUUAGGCGGUUACCAGUCUAAUUUUUAGCGGCCUCGUUCUUCAGCCGUUGAAUUAGUUUGCUCUACGAUGUUUUAUUAUCGUAUUAACGUUUAAAUAGGUGGCGAAUUAGAGACAUGCUAACUAGCUGAAGCUACCUGGACUACAGUUUACUUAGAUAGUUAACCCACUACCAUGUUGCCUGACUUAUUGCAAGGCAUUGAUGCUGGAGGGCUUCUCAUAAUACAAGAUUCUGUCAGUUAUUCGGGUCGACACCUCCUGAAGAGCUUCAUCAAUGCUGCACUGAACAGGGAGGAAGCUGUCCAUGUCCUUGGCUUUGACAUCAGUGAGGAAGAGCUGAAAGAUGGUUUGAAAGGAUCACCUACUCAGAGGCUACACUUUCACAAUGCCUACACAGAUCCCCUUGGCUGGACCGAUCACCCAGCUUUCACAGUUCACCAGUUCUGUUUGGAGGAAGUUACACGUCUGGUCAAGCACGCAUCACACCCCAAACCAGCUACCUUAGUGAUCGACUCUCUUUCGUGGAUUCUGAGACACCUCAGUCCCCCUGCUGUCUGCAAGACUCUUCAGCAACUUAGAAAAGGGGGAGCUGUGAGAUCUAUAAUCGGCCUGCUCCACGCAGAUAUGCAUCAGAGGGGCACUGUGGGAAGUGUAUGCCACUUGGCUACUUCAGUCAUCACCGUAGCACCGGGGAUAAAAGGAGACGACGCUGUGGCAAAGAUAACGAAGCGCUCAAAAUCGGGAAAAGUUAUGCAAGAUGAGGAGAUUUUCACCAUCAAAGAUGAUCUCACAGUCACAGUACAAGGCAAACCCAGCCAAUUUGGACCCAAGCAGGCUGACCCUGAGGAGCAGGAGACGGACCCAACAGCCAACUUGACCUUUAACCUUCGACUCUCUGAUACAGAGCGUGAGGCUAAAGAGAAACUUGCACUUCCCUUUGUCUUCAGCAAAGAGAAGAAAACUGCUCUGCUCCACUCAGGCCCAGGUUCAGGACGAAUUCUGUACGAGCCUGAUGCCAAUGAUGACUAUGACCAGGAGGAUCCUGACGAUGAUCUAGAUGUGUAGGGUUCGGGCACAAAGGAUCCGUGUUUCAUGUCCUCCUUGCCUUCAAGACACUGAGCUUGUUUCAGUAGUGCAGAUUAAAAGCCUUAACACCGCAGCUCAUGGAGCUUUGAAGAUGAAAAAUAAUGUCCAGUAUUUCUGUAAGAAGUCCGUAUUAUGUUUAUAAAAUUGUUUUAUUAAAGAGUGUUUCCUAAUAUUAUUUUUCACCUUUUUUAAUCACAUUGAUUAAAUUUAUUUUUAUUUUGUCCAACUGUUAGCCGAUACCACACUCUCUUUUCAAAAAAUAGAAUGUUGUACGCAGGGUUGAAAAUUAGCACCAGCCAAAUGCUGGUAAAAUAUGCAAGUGGCUGCUAGAUUUAUAUCUAUCGGUAGAUUUUGGAAUUCACAAGCCACAGUGGCAGGUGGACAAAAAAGUUAAUUUCCAACCCUGAUUGUUUGUGUAAUGCACCAUCUUAUUUCCACAGACAUCGAACUGACUCUUAGCACAAUGAUUUAUUGCAGUGGUUCCCAACUUGGACGUCAGGGCAAAAUAAAAAUGAGCGGUGUCACAAGAUAAUUAAAGUGAUAAAGGAAAACAUG
This is a messenger RNA of Epinephelus moara (kelp grouper), 1710 nucleotides long. RefSeq names its product elongator acetyltransferase complex subunit 5 (gene elp5). Gene Ontology annotation, cellular component: elongator holoenzyme complex; cytosol; nucleus. The record is from RefSeq and is a predicted model, not a curated record. Gene Ontology annotation, biological process: tRNA wobble uridine modification. NCBI's taxonomy places the organism in Eukaryota, Metazoa, Chordata, Actinopteri, Perciformes, Serranidae. The transcript has 8 exons. The coding region runs from base 244 to 1134 and encodes 296 amino acids. Gene Ontology annotation, molecular function: tRNA binding.